Molecule: messenger RNA, 197 nt
Organism: Perkinsus marinus ATCC 50983
Lineage: Eukaryota; Perkinsozoa; Perkinsida; Perkinsidae
Exons: 2
Source: RefSeq, a predicted model, not a curated record
UGUCGUAUGCUAUGGGAGAGUGCUCUAAGCGGUUGAUUAUCAAUUCAACAGUUGAGGGAAGGCGAGAUGCAGCAUUCUCCUUUGACCACAGGUCUGCUAGGAUAGCAGGCAAACGGUUGACCUUCACAGCGACUACGUUACUGGGUAUACGUCCUGAACUACUAUCACAACCCAGUGACGAUGAGCAUUGGGUACAG